CCCGAUGAUCGCGGCGUCCAAUGUUGGCCGUCGUCGACUCACAAACCGGCCCCGUAUCCCUUCAUUUGCUUAAGAGCCAGAUAUCACCACCGGCCGGAGACCCCACCAGUUUGCGCGCCUCGCGAUGUGCUGGUGUUGGCCGUUCUCCGGCAAACCCCCUCCACCGAAGAAGAAGAAGAGCAGGCCCAGGAGUAGCGAGUCGAGAAGCGAGAAGCAUGCAUACGACAGUCUCAACGCUGAGCCCGUCGUGGUCGCAUACCCAGCGCAAGAACCACUCAUACCGAAAGAACCACGGCGCUCGCGAGAAACUCGAACCCGCGAACCAAGAACCCCACAAGAGGCGAAACCUCCCCAAGAAAUUCGGAGAGUGCGCGAACCUAAACCACCCCGUCAAGCGCCCAAGUCACCAGAGAAGCGGGCAGUUCGAGAGACUCCGCGGCCUCGUGAUGCGCGCAGGCCCACAGUCCAACUCCAAGUCCCAGACCGAUGGAGUCGACCCGUAGAACUAGUAGACAGCGCCAGCUCGUCCACGGAAAUGCUCCUGAACCCGCGCCCAGAUCGCUCGCGCCAGCACAGGCAGCGGCACAGUCGGUCGUCAACCAACACGCUCAGGGGACGAGGCGCAAAGCGCGAUCCACCCAGCAGCUCGAAGUCCAAGAAGUCGGCGAAACCAGAGACCAAGAAAUCGCAAUGGACACGCAUACCGUCGCCGCCCAAGUCGACGCCGAGACGCGAUGCGCCGGCGCAGUCGCAACAGCGCUCGCCGCGCCAACACCACUCGUCCCGGUCGUCGCGCUCGAGGACGCCGAAUACGACGGCUAGACGCGUGCCAGACCGACGUUUUGCGGUGCUUGCAGCGACGAACGAGGCGCUGGAGGAUAUCAGGCGCGAAGCGUUCACGUAUCCGUCCCCGCCUCCACGCACGCACCGAGUCCAAAGAUAUCAAGGAGUGGCUAUUGAGACGACUGCGAUCCCGUUCCACUGGGACUGCAUAUCCAACUCGUACCAACCGACGGUUUCGGAAGCAUCUCGGUCCACGGGGACUCGACAUCGAAGGAGGCGUUGAGCAGGGUCACGUCACGUGUUGAGCACGUGAUACCUCACAUCCUCUACGACAGUCAGGGUGAGUGGAUGAUGCCUGGCGGCAGCUUCUUGGAUCCAGGCCAGUACGACAGACUGCCUGCGUCAAGAGAAAGCUCAAAAAACACGUCCUCUUCGGCCGCCUUGAUGGGACGUCUAUACUACCCAUCACGUCAACGCUUUUGGUA
This is a messenger RNA of Mytilinidion resinicola, 1268 nucleotides long. RefSeq lists its product as uncharacterized. The transcript has a single exon. Lineage: Eukaryota; Fungi; Ascomycota; Dothideomycetes; Mytilinidiales; Mytilinidiaceae. The record is from RefSeq and is a predicted model, not a curated record. Bases 125 to 1066 code for a protein of 313 amino acids.